This is a messenger RNA of Bradysia coprophila, 1777 nucleotides long. Its product is annotated as venom serine carboxypeptidase-like. Lineage: Eukaryota; Metazoa; Arthropoda; Insecta; Diptera; Sciaridae. Gene Ontology annotation, biological process: proteolysis. The record is from RefSeq and is a predicted model, not a curated record. Gene Ontology annotation, molecular function: serine-type carboxypeptidase activity.
UGAGCCAAUUGCGACCGAACACAAUAUGAAAUCCGAAGAAAAUAUUUGUGUUCGCAAUUAGCUGAACACCGAGUUUGAGGAGUUGUAUCAGUUCUGAAUCAACCGUCGAUUAAAAUGUUGUGUCUGUUGAAAAUCCUUGUUUUAAGUGUAAAUAUUUACCUUAGUCAAGGUCAACUGUUUUUAACAUCAAAUUUACCAUGGUGGCGGAUGGUUAAGGAUCGUUCACGUGACAGCGGUGACCGAUUGCUAUUGACUGGAUUAUUGGAGAGUGGAGAUGAUUAUUCAGCUAGACGAGCUUCAAGAGUGGAUGAAAAGUAUUUCUUAGGAGUUGUAAGCUACUCUGGAUAUCUAACGGUCGAUGAGAAACAUGAAUCGAAUUUAUUUUUUUGGUACUUUCCCGCCCAGGGCACAGAACAUUUAUACGAAGAAGAUCAAAAAUAUGAUGAUUCAGAUAAUGAUGAUCAUGAUGAUUAUUAUAGUAACACAUUUCAAACUAAGUCAACAAACCACGAUUCGCCGGAAAAUGAUGAUAAUCGUCCAGUUGUUUUGUGGUUACAGGGAGGGCCAGGAAGUUCUUCUUUGUUCGGCCUAUUCACAGAAAAUGGACCAUUUUUCAUAAACGAAGACAAAAUUUCUAUAAGAAAAAAUCCGUACUCGUGGCACACUAAAUACAACAUUCUAUUCAUCGAUAAUCCCGUUGGAACUGGUUUCAGUUUUACUGAUGCAAGUGGCUAUUGCCAGAACAUUACCCAAGUAGCAAAGCACCUAUAUUUAGGAUUACGUCAAUUCUUCCAAUUAUUCCCAUGGCUGGCAUCGAAUCCAUUCUACAUAACUGGUGAAUCGUUUGCUGGAAAGUAUAUUCCGGCUAUAGGAUUUGAAAUAAACGAGAGAAAUAAAAUUGAAGAUUUCCAAAUUAAUUUACAGGGUUUGGCUCUGGGCAAUGCGCUAUCCGAUCCUUAUAAUAUGCUGAAUUACGGUGAUUAUGCCUACCAAACUGGAUUGGUCGAUAAGCACGGGUGGAGACAGAUGAAAAUAUUCGAGUAUCUGGCAAAAGAGCAUGUAAAUGACGCAUACGGAAAGAUUUAUUGGGAUGCUCAGCUGUACGCGUUCGUCCAAGCCAGCAAUUAUUCAAACGUUUACAACAUUCUUGAGCCAAAUGCUUUGGAAUUUGAUCCGUUCGCUUUGUUUAUGAAUCAACCUCAUAUUCGAAAAGCAGUACAUGUGGGGGACCAGGAAUUUGCUUCGUCCACUACGGUUUACUAUAAUUUGACACCGGAUUUUAUGACUACUGCCAUGCAUUGGACUGAAAAAUUAUUGAACGAAGGUCUGAGAAUCAUGUAUUACAGCGGAAAUAUGGAUGUAAUUGUUGCGUAUCCUUUAUCUGAAGAAGCUUAUAGUCGGAUGAAGUGGAAUGGAAUUGAUGCUUAUAGGUCAGCUUGUCGUAAUCCAUUUUAUGUUAACGACACAUUGCAUGGAUAUGUUAAAAAAGCCAAUAAUUUCUACGACGUUCUAAUUUUGAACGCUGGUCACAUGGUUCCUACGGAUCAACCGGUUGCUGCACUCACUCUGCUGAACCGAUUCAUCGAUAAUACUUUGUGAUAUUUGGAUCUGGAUUCUGUGUCAGUAACAUUUAAAUAAUUUAAUGUUCUAUAUUUAAUCUAUAUGAUUGGAUGCGCGUCAUAUUAGUUUCUAAAACAGGACACAUGUUAAAUAAAUGUUUAAUUUAAUAUCAAUUUGUGCAUCACAUUACAAUUAAAAUGUUUUCUUUUUCAACUUG